This is a messenger RNA of Ostreococcus tauri, 777 nucleotides long. RefSeq names its product Ankyrin repeat. Bases 1 to 777 code for a protein of 258 amino acids. The transcript has a single exon. Gene Ontology annotation, cellular component: cytoplasm; nucleus. NCBI's taxonomy places the organism in Eukaryota, Viridiplantae, Chlorophyta, Mamiellophyceae, Mamiellales, Bathycoccaceae. The record is from RefSeq and is a predicted model, not a curated record. Gene Ontology annotation, molecular function: protein binding.
AUGGCGGAGAUGCAGCGGGCGUACGCGGAGGCGAUGAAGAACCCGGAGACGGCGAAAAAGGUGCAAGAGCAGAUGGCGCAGAUGCAAGGGAUGAUGAAGAAUCCGAUGGUGCAGCAACAGAUGCAGGCGAUGAACAACAUGGUGGCGAAUCCUGAGAUGCAAAAACGGAUCGCGUCGUUGAAGGAUGACCCGGCGUUCGCGGAUUUCUUUGAUGACUUGCGGAAAAACGGACCGGGGGCGAUGAUGAAGUGGGCGAAUGAUAGGGAAUUUUUGCAGCGCCUGAACGACGCGUUGGGCGGAGAGGAAGCGAUUCGAGCCGCGGCGGGCGGCGUGGCGCCGCCCGAGGCCAUGAGCGCGCCCGCGGCGGCGGCACCGACGCCGGAGGUGGAGACCCUGCACGACGCCGCGCGGUACGGUGACGUUGAGGCGGUUGAGGAUUUCAUCGCAGUCGGUAAAAACAUCAACGCGCGGGACUCCUCAUCGCGAACGCCGAUUCACUACGCGAUCGCGUUCGGGAAGGGCGAUGCGGGAGAGGAAAUCUUCAACCUCUUGCUCGAGGCCGGGGCUGAUCUCACGGCGACGGAUGAGAAGAAGAACACGCCGUUGCACUACGCGUGCGGCUACGGGAAGCCGUUCGCCGUGCGCGCGCUCUUGGACAAGGGAUGCGACAAGCAGGCGAAGAACGGUACUGGAAAGGCCCCGAUCGAUCUCGUCAAGCUCGAACCGAAGAAUCCGAUCAACAACGAUUCCGAAUUGAUCGCAAAGCUCGAGAUUUAA